This is a messenger RNA of Ornithorhynchus anatinus (platypus), 4003 nucleotides long. RefSeq names its product adhesion G protein-coupled receptor L4 (gene ADGRL4). Gene Ontology annotation, cellular component: membrane. The record is from RefSeq and is a predicted model, not a curated record. Gene Ontology annotation, biological process: cell surface receptor signaling pathway; adenylate cyclase-activating G protein-coupled receptor signaling pathway. Bases 142 to 2364 code for a protein of 740 amino acids. NCBI's taxonomy places the organism in Eukaryota, Metazoa, Chordata, Mammalia, Monotremata, Ornithorhynchidae. Gene Ontology annotation, molecular function: calcium ion binding; G protein-coupled receptor activity. The transcript has 16 exons.
CUCCGGAGGAAGCAGAGCGCGCCAGUGCAGAGAGAGGCCGGACCCCCUCCGGACCCUCCUCCGGACCCUCCUCCGGACCCCCGGGCCUUCACCGCCCCGACAGCUUUUUCCUCGACGACCCCAGGGCCUCGACCCCCCCCAAUGCAACUGAUCCCGCUCCUGGUGUGUUUGUCCAUUUUGUUGGACUGUACCUUUGCUCAGAACUGUGCAAAGUGUCACAUGAAUGCGAAAUGUGAAAUUCGAAAUGGAGUUGAAGGCUGCUACUGUUCCACAGGAUUUACGGGAAAUGGCAUAGCAAUCUGCAAAGAUGAUAAUGAAUGUGAAAAUGCUACGCAGCCUUGUGGUGAGAAUGCCAACUGCACUAAUACAAUGGGAAGUUAUUACUGCAUGUGUGCACCUGGUUUCCGAUCCAGCAGUAACCAAGACAGGUUUGUAACUAAUGAUGGCACCACCUGUGUAGAUAUAGAUGAGUGCAGCGAAGCAGUCACUGUUGCCUGUGGUGAUCAUGCGAAAUGUGAAAACGUUGUUGGAGGAUAUAACUGUUCCUGUAAGGAAGGUUAUCAACCAUCCACAGGAAAAUUGCAGUUUAAGCCAAAUGAUGGCACUUACUGCCAAGAAAAUAUGAAGGAAAAGUGCCAUUUAGAUGAUGCCUGUGUUGCUGCAAAUGUUAAUAAAACAUUAUCUGAAAUUAGACAUAUAAAAGAACCAGUGACUUUACUGCAAGAAAUCUACAAGGGCUCUGCAGAAGAACUUUCACCAGUAGAUAUAAUUACAUACAUAGAAGUAUUAGCCCUUUCUUCUCCAUUGCUAAGUGUUAUGAAUAACACUAUCUCUGACAAGGAACUAGUCACUAAUACAACUAUUAACGUUUUUGUUAAUGUCGCAAAUAACCUUGUUCAAAAAGAUAAAAUUACCAUUUGGAACAAGCUCUCUACAGACAACAGGAGAAAAAGUCUCACUAAACUGAUGCACACCGUGGAACAAGCAAUACUAAAUGUGUCCCAGAAUUUUAAAAAGACAACCCAGAUAGAGGUUAAUUCGAGUGAUAUGGCUCUCAAAGUUUUUGCUUUUGAUUCACACCACAUCAAACACAUUCACCAUCAUGUAAGCAUGGAAGGAGAUUAUAUAAAAAUCUACUCAAGGAAAAAAGAUGUGCAUGACUCAAAUGGCACCGUUGCAGUUGUAUUUUUACGUUAUGACAGUAUUGGCUCUUUGCUUUCAUCCUCUGAAAACUCCUUCUUGGAAAUUCAGAAUUCUGACAGUUCAGAGCAACAGGAAAUAGUAAUCUCUUCAAUCAUAGCUGUCACAAUUAGCUCAAGCCCACCUACAUUCUACCAACUUGAGAAAAUUACUUUUACAUUAAAUCAUUUAAGGACAGCAGAUAAAGACAGUAGUAAAUGUGCAUUUUGGAACUAUUCACCCGACACAAUGAAUGGCAAUUGGUCUACCGAAGGCUGUGAAGUGACCCAUUCUAACUCCACUCAUACCUCAUGUAAAUGUAACCAUCUGACACAUUUUGCUAUUUUGAUGUCCUCUGGUAGCUCUCUUGGAAUUACCAAUUACAAUAUUCUUACAAGAAUCACUCAACUAGGAAUAAUUAUUUCACUGAUCUGCCUUGCCAUAUGCAUCUUUACUUUCUGGUUCUUCAGUGAAAUUCAAAGCACAAGAACAACAAUUCACAAAAAUCUCUGCUGUAGCCUGUUUCUGGCCGAACUUGUUUUUCUUGUUGGGAUCAACACGAACAGUAAUAAGCUCUUCUGUUCAGUCAUUGCUGGAUUGCUACAUUAUUUCUUUUUAGCUGCCUUUGCAUGGAUGUGCAUUGAAGGCAUACACCUCUAUCUCAUAGUUGUUGGAGUCAUCUACAACAAGGGAUUCUUGCACAAGAAUUUUUAUAUAUUUGGCUACCUAAGCCCAGCAGUGGUAGUUGGAAUUUCAGCAGCAUUAGGCUAUAGAUAUUAUGGCACCACCAAAGUAUGCUGGCUCAGCACAGAAAAUAACUUCAUUUGGAGUUUUAUAGGACCAGCAUGUCUUAUAAUUCUAGUUAACCUCCUGGCUUUUGGAGUGAUUAUAUACAAAGUGUUUCGACAUACUGCAAUGUUAAAACCAGAAGUUAGUUGCUAUGAAAACAUAAGGUCGUGUGCCCGGGGUGCCCUGGCCCUCUUGUUCCUGCUUGGAGCUACCUGGAUCUUCGGCGUUCUCCACGUGGUCCAGGGGUCAGUGGUGACGGCAUACCUUUUCACCAUCUGCAAUGCAUUUCAGGGGAUGUUCAUCUUCCUAUUCCUUUGUGUGUUAUCUAGAAAAAUCCAAGAAGAAUACUAUAGGUUAUUCAAAAAUGUACCUUGUUGUUUUGGAUGUUUACGGUAAACACAAGGGAAGAUGCAGAAAUAACCUCUUGUAGGGAAGCAAAGACUGCCAUCUAAUAUUAUCAAGACAAGCAAUAUUGCCAAAAUAUGGAAUGACCUAUUGAAUGGUUAAACUUUAUGACUCAAUCACUUUCUCUACAGCCUAGGAACUGUAGUUAGACGAUCAAAUCAUGUUUAAUAUACUUACUGUAUCUAUACUGUACACUCUUAUAAGUCAUGGGUUUUCAAGCAGAGUAUUGCAUAGAAGUGGAAAGAAAUUGAAUUCUUAAAAGAGCUAUAGCUGUUUCCAAGCUCAGAUAUUAGUUCUAACAUGAGAAAUAUCUGAAUAUCAUAAAAGAACCAACUGAUAUAUACAUUUUUGUGAAUCAUUUUGCCUUUUGAAACGUUACCCCCUGCCUUCCGCAAUAACGAGCUUCUUUACAUAAAGUGGACUAUUAUAAGAAGAAUGAAGAGGCACCGGAUCAGAAUAUUAAAAGAAAAUGGCUUGCAACACAAUUCUCCCCCUUGAAAACUUUGAUAUAUAAAAUAAAUGAGAGAUUCUGAAAGCAAAUAAAUAAUUGUAGAAAGUCUGCAAAUUGUCAGUCUUGCAUGAAGUAGAAUUUCUGAGGAAAACAGCUUAGGCCACUUUGAUAAAUGGGUUUUCUUCUGUGAAUGCUUUGACAGGGGCUUGGUUCCUUUUUAAAUUCACAGUUAAACUGCAGGUGCACUUCAUUGUUAUUCACUGCUGCAACUUCAGGUGUUUAAGCCAAAAAAAAAAUGUUGGAUAAGUUUGUAAUUUUAUAAAAUGUUUGAAAUUCUGCCCUUCUUUGUCAAAAUCAAAUUGCAGAAAGUGCCUUUCAGUGCAGGAACAUAAUACAAGCAGAUUCAUUCAUUCAUUCAUAUUUAUUGAGUGCUUACUGUAUGCAGAGCACUGUACUAAGCACUUGGAAAGUACAAUUCGGCAACAAAUAGAGACAAUCCCUACCCAACAAUGGGCUCACAGUCUAGAAGGGGGAGACAGACAACAAAACAAGUAGACAGGCUUCAAUAGCAUAGACAGGCAUCAGAUACAUAGAAAAAAAGAUAUUUUAUAAAAUUUUAUAUUCUACUAGUUUUUUUAAUCUUUUUUAUUGCAGUGAAUAUACACUAGUUUGGUGGGUUGGUCGGGGAGGAGUUUGUACUUUACUUUUUUGUGCUCUAAAUGCCAUAGAGCUUAUUACCAGACUUCCUUUUAAAUAUCUGUACUCUGUAUGAGAAACCAUUGUAAAUAUGUAGCUGUUCAUAAAUGGAAAAUUUGUCCUUUUUGUUUAAAAAAAUACGUCUUUUAAAAAUGUGUUAUUUAUAACAAAGAAAUCAGGAGUUCUGCAGUUUUCUCUGUUUCAUUUUGCUAUAGAGUUCUUAUUAUUUUAUGGAAUAUGUCCACCUAAAUAUACUGUCUGUAUCUGCUUAAAAUUUUCUCACUGGAAAACGUGACAAUUUUGCCUGUUUUUUCUAAAAGUAAUUAUUGUUGCACCCCUGAAUGAAAAAAGUGUUUAUACAUGGAAGUUUCAGCUUUAGAUUUUCAAAAAUUGUCUUAAUUUCAUUUUGGUAUUUUAAAAAUGAAGUUUAAAGUGAAAAAGCACCCAUCUCCAAUAAACUUAUCACCUGAAUGUUUUGUCUCA